Molecule: messenger RNA, 3150 nt
Organism: Fonsecaea monophora
Lineage: Eukaryota; Fungi; Ascomycota; Eurotiomycetes; Chaetothyriales; Herpotrichiellaceae
Product: eukaryotic translation initiation factor subunit
Exons: 5
Coding region: 1-3150 (1049 amino acids)
Biological process (GO): vacuolar acidification; vacuolar transport; proton transmembrane transport
Cellular component (GO): proton-transporting V-type ATPase, V0 domain; fungal-type vacuole membrane; vacuolar proton-transporting V-type ATPase complex
Molecular function (GO): oxidoreductase activity, acting on CH-OH group of donors; proton-transporting ATPase activity, rotational mechanism; flavin adenine dinucleotide binding
Source: RefSeq, a predicted model, not a curated record
AUGAGGGCGACGUUGGCUUUAAUAACCCUGUUGGGGGGCACGACGGUGUCGGCUCUAACAUCAGCACACAGACAUUCGCAUAAUAAAUUCCACAGGCGCGACGACAACAAUAUAACACAGACGAUUCGAGCGGACAAUUCCACCACAGACCCCACCGCAUAUGAUUAUGUCGUGGUCGGCAGCGGCCCUGGAGGCGGUCCACUGGCUUCACGGCUGGCGAUUGCAGGGUACAGAGUCCUCCUGAUCGAGGCGGGAGACGACCAAGGCGAGGCAACGUGGCAGCAGGUGCCGGCUCUACAGCUCCAGGCCACAGAGUUCACGCCGAUGCGGUGGGAUUACUUUGUCAACCACUACCAGGACCUUGCGCGGCAGGAACAGGAUUCCAAAAUGGUCUGGAAGACUCUCUCCGGAGACGAGUACGUCGGGAACAGUCCGCCAUCUGGCUCGACUCCCCUGGGAAUCUGGUACCCACGCACGGGAACCCUGGGAGGUUGCUCGGCGCAUAACGCAAUGAUCACCAUCUAUCCACACGAGAGCGACUGGAAUAAUAUCGCGUCAAUCACGGGUGAUAGUUCCUGGAGUGCCGGGAACAUGCGCAAAUACUUUGAGCGCUUGGAACGGUGCAGAUAUCUCCCCAACAGUGUCGUCGGCCACGGCUUUGAUGGUUGGUACGAGACCAGUCUCACGGAAUUGUCGCUGGCAGUCGAGGACCAGAAACUGUUGUCGCUCAUAAUCGCGGCGGGAACGGCAAUGGGUAAGGGUCUGCUCGGGAUGGUGCUCAACACGGUGGCUGGGUUGGGAGAAGUCUUGCUCAGAGACAUCAAUGCCGGUGUUCCCGGCCGGGACUCUCAGGAGGGCCUGUACCAGGUCCCAAUUGCAGUUACCGAGGUGGACAAGAAACGGAAUGGUCCGCGCGACUUUAUCCUCGACACCGCAAACGCCGUCAACGCAGACGGAUCGCGCAAGUACCAUCUCGACGUCAAGCUCAACACCUUGGUGACAAAAGUCCGGUUUGACACUUCUGGAUCCAAGCCGAAGGCCGUUGGCGUCGACUAUCUAGAAGGACAAAGUCUGUAUCGCGCCGACCCUCGCGCUGGCUCAGCAGCGGGUGGCACCCCGGGUAGCGUCAAUGCGAGUCGGGAGGUGAUCAUCUCUGGUGGUGCAUUCAACUCGCCGCAAUUGCUCAAAUUAUCUGGUAUUGGACCUGCUGCUGAGCUAUCCAAAUUCGGCAUCCCCGUGGUUGUCGACCUACCAGGUGUGGGAACCAACUUGCAGGACCGCUACGAGGCAACGCUUGUGGGAGACAGCAACACCGACUUUGCCAUCACCAAGGACUGUACCUUUCUCCGCACUGGGCCUGACCCAUGCUUGGAGCAAUGGCAAACUCAACCAGGUCCCUUUCUCAAAGGCACAUACGCGACCAACGGUAUUGCCAUUGCUGUGAUCAAAAAGUCGUCUGUGGCGGACGGGGAUCCCGAUCUCUUGAUUUCUGGUGCUCCCGCAUUCUUCACAGGCUACCAUCCCGGAUAUUCGAAUGAGUCAUUGAAAGACGCCCACCACUGGGCCUGGAUCGUUCUCAAGGCGCAUUCGCGAAACAGCGCCGGGACUAUCACCCUGCGUUCCACCGAUCCGCGCGACACGCCCGUCAUCAAUUUCAAUUACUUCGACACAGGGAUCACUACCAACGACGCCGACGAAAAGGACUUGCAAGCCACAUACGAGGGCAUGGAGUUGUCGCGCAAGAUGUUCCAAGACUAUAUACCCUUGCAGGGCACGUUUAAGGAGGUUUGGCCGGGGAAUAAUGCCACAACCGAGGCUCAGAUGAAAGACUGGAUAAAGAAAGAAGCCUGGGGACAUCAUGCGAGCUGCACAUGUCCUAUCGGCGCCGAUGACGACAAGAUGGCGGUCCUAGAUUCCCAGUUUCGUGUUCGAGGUGUUGACGGGUUGAGAGUGGUCGAUGCGAGCGUCUUUCCCAAAAUCCCGGGAUUCUAUAUCGUGCUGCCCACGUAUAUGAUUAGUGAGAAGGCAGCGGAUGUGAUUCUGAAGGAUGCUGCCAGCCUUUUGUUCAACGUCAACGGUGGCUAUUUGGAGGGCAUAGUUCGUGGCUACCGCAAUGCGCUACUUACGAGCACGAACUAUGGCAAUCUCACGCAAUGCGAAACGAUUGAAGACGUCAAGACCCAGCUCGGUCCUGCGUACGGCGAGGCGCUCUCAAACCUUCCUCCCAACCCCUCCACGUCGGCCCUGGCAAGCAAGACCACGGAGAAGCUAGUCGCCGACUUCAGAUAUCUCCAAGGACAGGCGACGGGAUCGUUGGCAAAAUUCAUGGAAUACCUCACAUACUCGUACAUGAUUGACAAUGUGGCACUCCUCAUUACCGGGACUUUGCACGAAAGAGAUACUAAAGAACUCCUGGAGAGAUGUCAUCCGUUGGGUUGGUUCGAGACAAUGCCAGUUCUUUGCGUAGCCACCAAUAUCGAGGAACUGUACAACUCGGUCCUGAUCGAAACUCCCCUGGCACCAUAUUUCAAAGGAAGUUUGAGCCAUCAAGAUCUGGAUGAGCUCAACAUCGAGAUUGUGCGGAACACCCUGUACAAAAACUAUCUGGAGGACUUCUACCGUUUCGUAAACACGGACCCCGAGAUGGCCAUGACUCCCACGGGAGAAAUCAUGUCAGAAAUCCUCGAAUUCGAAGCCGAUCGACGAGCUAUCAACAUCACCAUCAACUCUUUCGGAACCGAGCUGAACAAGGACCAGAGGAAGAAGCUCUACCCCGAAUUCGGAAAAUUGUACCCAGAAGGGAUGCUUAUGCUCUCGAGAGCGGACGACCUGGAAGGCGUCGGGCUUGCAGUCAGCGGUGUGGGUGACUACAAGCGAUUUUUUGAUGAAGUCGGAUUCAACCAAAGCAGCGGCGUGGGCGCCGGGAACAUGGCCGGAGGUGCGGGCAGUGAAUCCAAGUCCCUGGAGGACAUGUUCUACCAGAAGGAGAUGGAAUUCUCCAAGAUGGUUUUCACUCGACAGUUUACCCAUGCGGUUAUAUAUGCAUGGGUCAAACUACGGGAACAGGAAAUCCGAAACAUCACCUGGAUUGCCGAAUGCAUCGCCCAAAAUCAAAAGGAGAGGAUAGGAAACUACAUCAGCGUGUUCUAA